CAAUUUCUGAUGAGCUAUAAGAUAUCUUUCUGUCAUUCGUUUUUUAUGUCAUGACGGCUUACCCUUUCAAAGCUUUCAUCUUCUUUUAAUAGCUCAAUGGCUGCCUAUCUCCGUUUUUUGGUUAUCGUCUCUUUUCAUUUCCAUCCACGCCAUCAUUUGGCUCAAAUCGUGGUCUAUAAUUGCAGGGUGGGAUGAAAGGAAAGACUACACGGGUUAGUUCCGCGUUUUCAGUAUAACGAAUCCUAAUCAAUGGUCAGUCUUGGAUAAUUCCCAUAAUUCCCUAGCAAAGGCACAAGACUAUAUCCGGAACAGGAACAAAUCCAAGCGUGUUCUUUUCCUUUUUUACUGUUCAUUAAUUUGGAGAGCAUUGUAGAUUUUUACUCUGAUUUAUUUCUAGCUGCGGGCCAUAAUAAUGGCUCCCGUCACAUUCAGGGUUCCUUAAUAAUUUAUCUGUUCUAUCGUCAUGUGAAUAAUUAAACAUAUAGAUUCCUCAAAAACUAGUCGAUUGAAUUUGUUUGCUUUAUUUUUAUUUUGGGGUAAUAUUGAACAGGGGCAAUUUCCUAACAAUUCCUCUUUUGCGUGUUCACGUGAACUUCACAUUUGUCCAUUGGCAGAAUCGUGAACGAAUUGAGCUUUAAAACCGCAGCAUGGUAUGUUUUAUAUUCUAUCUUCAUAGAGGUUAAGGCUUUUUAUAAUCUGCAUUGGCAUUUUAAGUCUUCAGAAAAACGUUUCUUAAAAUUAUUUUUCAAUGUUAUUCGUUGAGUCUGUCAUUUAAUCUCUUCUUUCACGUUUAAUCAUUUUUAGCUCUAAAAAUCAGUCGUCAAUUACACGUUUGACUUAUUUUUCUGACAUUUUUGUAGACUCAACCAAAAAAUUCGUUUGUUCGCUGUUGUUUUGUUCACAUUUACUCGAGACAGACAAAAACACGUAAAAUGUGAUCAAACAGAAGAAGUAAAUGUUAUUAUAGCAUAAAAUUCUGAUAUUACCAAUUUUCUGAUCUCACCUGAAUUUAUAGUUACUGUCUUAUUUUUUAAUUCUUAUCUUAUUGAACAAUUAUCUUAUUAAACCUGGAACGACACGAAAACUAGUAUGAUGGAUCCAGCUAUUGAAACAGAAUCGCUACUCGGAACUUCCGUUGCUAUUUCAAUAUCGAAAAAGAGUGAUCACACCAACGGAGAGCUAUUGAAGGAAAGUGCGAGCGAGACUAUAAAGUGCGAGCGGGAUCCCAAAAGAAAGAUUGGCAGGUGUUUCAAAGUGGGAAGCAUAGACGAAGGCUGCGUGAGCGAUGCCGAUUUUGAGGCUAUGAUUCCCGUCUACAUUGAGAAGGAAACUCAUCAAAACGGUCUCCAAGACAGUGAUUCAGGAUCUGAAAAAUGCAUUGAGAGCAACGGUCACUGCGGAGAACACGAGGAAAAAGCCAGAGGUGAAACGAGCGAUCAAUUGAAAAGCAUAAUCGAUUGUUCCAAAUGUCGUCAUAUUUCUCUUACCAACCAAUCGUUGCUCUACCCGCCAAACUCUGACCAAUCAAAGGUAAGGAGUCCUCUGAACAAGAGCGUCACAUUUGCCGACAAUCAUGGCCAUAAAUUGUCACAUGUUCUCUCAUUCGAUAACUUGCAAGAAGUCGAUUGCACUCUUCACGAUUCCUGGGAAGACUUCGAAGAAUACAAUAUGGGAUCCGCAAACCGAUACGAAAACUCGGAUGUUUUUGCACCCUUGUUCUAUCUUCCGCCCUCGAGCGCAGCUCGGGAGAAAGCGCAAACUCAGAAAAUCAAACUUGAAAGCAUCCAGAUUUUUGGGUUUCGCAUUCUGGGAGCAGUUCUAGUUUCUAACUUGGGAUACCACAAAGAAGUCGCUAUUCGAUACACUCUAGAUCAUUGGGACACGUUUGACGAAUUGGAAGCUGUAUAUGUGAAAGGGUCUGAAAAUCAAGGGUGUGAACGAUUUUCAUUCGAAUAUGAAUUCAACCGAGACCACAUUGAAGAUAAAGUGGUGUUCUGUUUGCGCUACAAAUGCGACGCAGGGGAAUUCUGGGAUAACAAUCAUGGAAUGAAUUAUUCACUGAAACUUCUGAAAACAUGAUGUAGCUCACUUCACACACACAAUUAGUAGAUGAAAUUUAACUGCAUUAAGUGUUUUUGACGUUCGUAUUGUAACAUAACUAAUAAUGAAAUUUAAAAA
This is a messenger RNA of Symsagittifera roscoffensis, 2178 nucleotides long. RefSeq names its product protein phosphatase 1 regulatory subunit 3C-like. Bases 1090 to 2079 code for a protein of 329 amino acids. The transcript is spliced from 4 exons. The record is from RefSeq and is a predicted model, not a curated record. Lineage: Eukaryota; Metazoa; Xenacoelomorpha; Acoela; Convolutidae. Gene Ontology annotation, molecular function: protein phosphatase 1 binding; glycogen binding. Gene Ontology annotation, biological process: regulation of glycogen biosynthetic process. Gene Ontology annotation, cellular component: protein phosphatase type 1 complex.